This is a messenger RNA of Bipolaris oryzae ATCC 44560, 1380 nucleotides long. RefSeq lists its product as uncharacterized. Gene Ontology annotation, molecular function: FAD binding. Lineage: Eukaryota; Fungi; Ascomycota; Dothideomycetes; Pleosporales; Pleosporaceae. Gene Ontology annotation, biological process: secondary metabolite biosynthetic process. Bases 1 to 1380 code for a protein of 459 amino acids. The record is from RefSeq and is a predicted model, not a curated record. The transcript has 2 exons.
AUGGUAGAAUCCGUGGAGCAGAAGUUGGACAAGUUGAACUUUAGCACGGAGCCUCUGAACGUUGCAAUAGUCGGUGGCGGCUUCGCAGGCUUUGCGCUUCUCAUAGGACUCCAAAAGUACCCUCAUCUCAACCCGCAGCUCUACGAAUCCGCUGAAACAUGGUCGGAGCUCGGUGCGGGAGCGAUCCAGGGCCCGAAUGCCCAACGGGCAAUGGAAAUGAUUGACCCACGCAUCUUGCGUGGCUUUGAGCGACGAGCAGCUUACAACGAGGGCCCUCCGGACGAAAAUGGCCAGUAUCUGUGGAUGGCUGUCACCAAAGGCCAAGAGCCAGAUGUCGGCGAAAAGGUGCUCGAGUACAAGCAUAGUGUGAGGGGAUCGACGAUUCAUCGCGCCCACUUCCUUAGCGAGCUCAUCAAGCUAGCUGACCCACAACGAACGCAUGUGGGUAAGCGCCUCGUAGGCAUCCAGGAGAGCAGUGGUGAUACUCCUGUCCAGCUUCACUUCAAGGAUGGAACUCAAGCAGAGGCAGACGUGGUGAUUGGGGCUGAUGGAAUCCACUCCGUGGUUCGCAGGCAUGUACUCGGCGCCGACAACCCUGCUUCCGAUGCCUUCUUCACGGGCGGCAUCAUCUAUCGCUGCACAGUGCCAAUCGCAGUGGCAAAGGAAGCCCUGGAGGACGUGACCCAAAAGUUCAGCAUAACCUGCGGCAAAGACGGCGUGGUAUAUGGCUUCCCUCUGGCGAACAACACGCUCUACUAUAUCGGGGUGACCACAUUCCACAACAGCCCAGUGAAGCAGGAUAAGUGGAACGUACCGGUAGACACCGAAGACCUCAACGGUCGCUUCGCAAAUUACGCAGACUUUGUGAAGAAGCAGGUCGCCCUAGUGCCAAACGAUGGCAGCACUCUCGGUUGGUCGAUCUGGGAAAUGCCACCGGCGCCGACGUUCCACAAAGGCCGUGUAUACAUCAUGGGCGAUGCCGCACACGCCACGGCGCCCUUUCUGGGUGCCGGGGCCGGUCAAGCUGUUGAAGAUGCCUUGGUGAUGCAUCGCUUGUUGGGAGAUUGCUUUGACCCAGCUCGACAGAGUGAAUCGCCGUUCACAAAGCAAGAGACAGUACGUGCGGUGCUUCAGGCUUGCGACACGACGCGCCGGUUCCGCAGCCAGAAGGUCAUCGUGACGAGUUCGGAGGUGGGUCGCCUGUUGUCUGGCAACGAGCCAGGGGUCACGAUGGAAGCUGCACCGAUGUUCGAAGCGCUGAAGGACAAGAUGCAUUGGAUAUGGGAUGCCGACAUGGAACAACAGGUCAAAGAUGCAAGACUGCUGUUCGAGGAAGCGGAGUUUGCCGUGAAGCUCCCUGCAUCGUCGAGUCCCCGCUGA